CGCUCGUUAAGGUGCGCUAUCAGUCGUGUCGCACCAGCCAACUAGAUCGCACACCUCGCGAGGUAGAAGAAUCAGUCCAAGUGGCGGAAGUUUUAUUCCUUUGAGUGAAGAAAGUGAGAAUUAAGAAGGAGUUUUUUUAAAAAAGAGAAAAGAAGGACAUUUCGAGAGAGUGAGAGUGCGAGCAUAAAACAUAUGUUUUCGCCGACAUAAUUUUAUGCGAACGAUUUUUCGGGGGGCAUUGCGUGCGCACAGAACUUCAGUACUGUACGACGAAACCGGUGUAAAAUGUUGCGAAAUCGUUUUGCUUGCGGAAAAGUUUAGUAAAUCGUGAAAUAGUACCGAAAUAGAAGUGAAAAACUGCAGUUUGUACCACUUGGUUUAGUUCCGCGUGCUUGUGUGCUCUGAUUUUGGAAAUCUCACACCCUCACAACAAAAUGACCACCCCGAACCCCCCAACCGUGGUCACCACGACCACCGCGUCGAGUCCCUCGGACGACGAGGAGGGUGGCCUCGUGAUGCACCUCAUCAACUCCCGCACCACCAACGGAUCGUCAUCGUCCAAGGUGUCCUCGACGACGAGCAACGGCAACGGUUCCCCGUGGCCCCGGCGGCAGCUAGUGGACGUGAACCCUCGGAGUGGCAGUUUGGACCUGAGCAAGCUGCCGAUGCGCCGGAACUCGAGCUACGGCCGGAUGCCGUCGGAGAAUCCGGAGGCGAAAGUGCUGGUCAUCUACACGGGCGGCACGAUCGGGAUGAUGCGCAACGAGAAGAAUGCGUUGGAACCACGGCCGAACGAGUUUGUGCGGAAGAUUCGUCAAUAUCCAAACAUGCACGAUGACGCGUAUGCGGCGAAGAGAUACGGUCCGGCGAAGAAUAUGGCUCCGUUGGUGCUUCCUUACGUGGAGGGUCAACAUAGGAGGAUCUUGUACCAGAUUUCCGAGUAUGAACCGUUGCUGGACUCUUCUAAUAUGGGAGUGUCGGACUGGGCGAGGAUCGCCACGGAUAUUCAGCAGUCGUACGAAUUCUUCGAUGGGUUUGUCGUACUCCACGGAACCGAUACUCUGUCCUACACGGCGUCGGCUUUGUCGUUCAUGCUGGAGAACCUCGGCAAAACGGUGAUCAUCACGGGGUCGCAGAUUCCGAUCUUCGAGACGAGAACCGACGGCAAGGACAAUUUCACCUCCGCGUUGAUUCUGGCCGGAAACUACAUCAUUCCGGAGGUUUGUGUCUUCUUCAACAGUCGUCUCUUCCGAGGCAAUCGAACGCUUAAGAUCAGCUGCGAUUCGUUGGACGCGUUCAACUCCCCAAACGCGGCACCCCUAGCCAAGAUGGGCAUCAACGUGGAGGUCGACUACCGGUUGAUCUUCCGACCGUGUACCGUUGAAAAGUUCAGCGUGCACACUCAGAUGGACGAGAACGUUGGACUGCUGCGGCUGUCAAGUAUCGCCGUUGCAACGGUAAAGGCCUUCCUGCAACCUCCAAUGCGCGGGGUUGUCCUGCAGACCUACGGUUCCGGAAACAUCCCAACGAACCGAGCCGACCUGCUGGCAGCUCUACGCGAAGCCAACGAACGUGGAGUCCUGAUCGUCAACUGUACCCAGUGCAACGAGGGAGCCGUCUGCGAGCUCUACGAAACGGGUCGCCAGCUGCAAGAGCUCGGAGUCAUUCCCGGAUUCGACAUGACCCCGGAAUCGGCACUGGCGAAGCUCUCCUACGUGCUGAGUAAGGACUGCUGGAACCAGGAGACGAAGCGAUUGAUGCUCAAAAGCAACCUCCGCGGCGAGCUGACCCACGAAAAGACCCCGGAAAUGCAAGAGUACGACCUGAUCGACGCCGUCGCCCGCACUCUCCACCUCAACUCGGUCAAAGAACUCAGCCAGCUCAAGUCCACCCUCUUCCCGGCGAUGAUGAACGCGGCCGUAGUCGCCGGCGACGUCUCCAAGCUCAACAACCUCAAAGGGUACGGCGCGAACGUCUCCGGAGAGAACUGCGACCGCCGAACCGCUCUCCACGUGGCCUGCUGCGAAGGCAACCUCGAAGUCGUCCAAUAUCUGCUCCAAAACGGAGCCGCCGUCCACCUGCGCGAUCGCUACGACCGAACCCCACUCGCGGACGCGAUCCUCAACGAUCAUCACCAGAUCAUUCGCCUGCUAAUCAAAUGUGGUGCCCACCUGACCGGGUCGAUCCGGGCCAUCGGGGAAAGUUUGUGCAGUGCCGCGGCGCGGAAUCUGCCGCAUCGGCUAGAGUCGUACCGGAUUGCCGGGGCCGAUCUGUCGCAGGAGGAUCCGGCGGGGCGGACGGCGCUGCACGUGGCGGCGAUGUACGGAAAUCUCGAGGUCGUCCAGUAUCUGGUGAAGAAUUACGCCGAAGUGGACGCACUGGACUAUUUGGGUCUGACGCCGUUGGACUACGCGAUCAAGCUGAACGCACAACCGGUGAUUGACUUUUUGAGCGGGAAGAAUGCACGAAGGGGCGAGGAGAUGUCCGAUGAGGCCAGAAGGCCGGAACUGCACGAUUCGUUUGAUUAUUAGGGAUUUGGAAGAAAAAAUAUGAAAAUAAUAAAUAUAACCAGCAAUAAA
Culex quinquefasciatus (southern house mosquito) is the source of this 2579-nucleotide messenger RNA. RefSeq names its product L-asparaginase. Gene Ontology annotation, biological process: amino acid metabolic process. The record is from RefSeq and is a predicted model, not a curated record. Lineage: Eukaryota; Metazoa; Arthropoda; Insecta; Diptera; Culicidae. Gene Ontology annotation, molecular function: asparaginase activity; protein binding.